Ramularia collo-cygni is the source of this 1320-nucleotide messenger RNA. Its product is annotated as related to DnaJ domain protein (Mas5). Gene Ontology annotation, cellular component: cytoplasm. Gene Ontology annotation, molecular function: Hsp70 protein binding; ATP binding. The record is from RefSeq and is a predicted model, not a curated record. Lineage: Eukaryota; Fungi; Ascomycota; Dothideomycetes; Mycosphaerellales; Mycosphaerellaceae. Bases 1 to 1320 code for a protein of 439 amino acids. Gene Ontology annotation, biological process: response to heat; protein refolding. The transcript has a single exon.
AUGGCUUCCGAAGAAGUCGACCUCUACGAGGUUCUAAACGUCCCACGCAGCGCGUCCAAGGCGGAGAUCAAGAAAGCAUACCACAAGGCCGCCCUCUCCUCACAUCCCGACAAGGUCGCUCCGGAAGAGCGGGAAGCGGCAGAUGUCAAAUUCAAGGGAAUUUCCCAGGCAUAUGAAAUCCUCAGUGAUGACGAAACCCGUGAAGCAUACGACCAAUACGGCAUGGCCGCCUUUGAAAAGGGCGGCGGGGGAGGUCCCGGCGGUCCGGAUCUCGACGACAUCCUCGCGCAAAUGUUCGGCGGCGGAAUGGGCGGGAUGCCGGGAAUGGGCGGUGGAUUCGGCGGGAUGGGUGGCAUGGGUGGACCACCCAAGCGAAGGAGGGGCAAGGGACGACCCGAGAUGCAACAGUAUGAGGUGACGCUGGAGGAGUUGUACAAGGGCAAGACCACCAAGUUUGCCAGCACGAAGAACGUCAUUUGCACGCACUGCUCCGGGUCUGGAGGGAAGAGUGAAAAGGUCAAGCCGAAGACUUGUGAUACUUGCAAGGGACAAGGUAUGGUUACGAGGUUACAGCCUGUGGGACCGGGGAUGGUUACGCAACAGACUGUUCCUUGCAAUACGUGUGAUGGACGGGGAAGCUUCUACGCUGAAAAGGACAAGUGCAAGAAGUGCAAGGGCGUGCGGACGAUCAAGCAGAAGAAGAUCUUGGAGUUGUAUGUUCCACGAGGCAGUAGAGAGGGCGAGCAUAUUGUGCUCGCAGGUGAGGCGGAUCAGGACCCUGAUGAUUCGGAGCCUGGAGACAUCAUCUUCGAACUGGUGGAGGAGACACACAAGACCUUCACCCGUGCAGGCGCAGAUCUGCAGGCGGAAUUGGAGAUCAGCUUGUCGGAGGCACUCACAGGUUUCAACCGUGUGGUCCUAAGACAUCUCGACGGACGCGGCAUCCAAUUGAAUGUCCAACAACCCGAAGGAAAAGUGCUGCGUCCAAAUGAGAUUCUCAAAGUCCCAGGCGAGGGUAUGCCCGUCAAGCGAUCUGACUCCCGAGGCGAUCUCUAUCUCACACUUAAGAUCAACUUCCCCGAAGACGGCUUCCUCAAAGACCAAGCUGCGAUCGAUCGCGUCCGGGCAGUUCUACCAAAGCCUCAAGAACUUCAAUUCGGACCUGGCGAGACUCCCGAAACGAUUGAUGAGGUGCAUGAUUUCGAAGUUCUGGAUACCAUGGAGGGAUUUGGAGCCAACUCGGAUGAUCCGAGAGCCGCGGGUGCGGAGUGGGAGGAUGAAGAAGAUGAAGGCCAGCCCGCACAAUGUGCUCAGCAAUAG